This is a messenger RNA of Vitis riparia (riverbank grape), 2248 nucleotides long. RefSeq names its product zinc finger protein GAI-ASSOCIATED FACTOR 1-like. Lineage: Eukaryota; Viridiplantae; Streptophyta; Magnoliopsida; Vitales; Vitaceae. The coding region runs from base 473 to 1993 and encodes 506 amino acids. Gene Ontology annotation, molecular function: DNA-binding transcription factor activity. The transcript has 4 exons. Gene Ontology annotation, cellular component: nucleus. The record is from RefSeq and is a predicted model, not a curated record.
AGAUACAAAUCCUCUCUCUCCCUUUGUCUCCCGCAGAAAAUGACGACGCCGCCGUUUGAGACCCUUGUCCUCCGGCCGCGUCUCGAUGAGUGAGCGGAACUGGUUUUCUUAUUUGUCUUCAUAUUAGCGGAAUUGAAGUCAAACUCUCUCUCUGCGAAGCUCAUACUUUUGGCCGGUUUUUCAAGGAAAGUUGUAAUUUUCCAGGAAGCAAUCGCGAUUGUUGCUUACGGAUAUCGGUUGGCUUCGAUUGGGCUUGCUGUGUUUCUCGAGAAUUUCGGGUUCUUUGUGGAAGCUUCAGCGAUAGAAGCUGUUGGAGUUGGAGCUAGAGAUCAUAUGUUCUUGGAUCCUUCUGGUGUCAAGAGCUCAGUAGAAACCCUAGUUGGGAUUCGGUGAUUAUGAGCCCUAGAAGUUGAAUUGCGUCUUUGAAGUCGAUUUUGUUUUGAAGGAAUUGUAAGGUUUGGGAAGGCGGAUUAUGGUGGAGUUAGAUAUUUCGUCACCAAUGACGGUUUCUACCGCUUCGAGAGAAGCCAGUGUAACUUCUUCUGGUAAUCAGACGGCACCACAACCAGUGGCACCAACGAAGAAGAAGCGGAAUCUCCCUGGGACGCCAGAUCCGGAUGCGGAGGUGAUCGCUUUGUCACCCAAAACCCUAAUGGCAACGAACCGGUUCGUCUGCGAGAUCUGCAACAAAGGGUUCCAACGCGACCAGAACCUUCAACUUCACCGGCGCGGCCACAACCUCCCAUGGAAGCUUCGGCAAAGAACAAGCAAAGAGGUUCGGAAGCGAGUAUACGUUUGUCCCGAACCUACCUGUGUUCAUCACGAUCCGACGAGAGCGCUAGGAGAUCUCACCGGCAUAAAAAAGCAUUUUUGUAGAAAACAUGGCGAGAAGAAGUGGAAGUGCGAGAGGUGCUCCAAGAAGUACGCCGUGCAGUCAGAUUGGAAGGCGCAUUUGAAAACUUGCGGUACCAGAGAAUACAAAUGCGAUUGCGGAACUUUGUUUUCGAGGAGGGAUAGCUUCAUCACACACAGGGCUUUCUGUGAUGCUCUAGCUCAGGAGAGUGCUAGAGCGCAGGUCCUUCCCAGUACCAACACUGAGGAAAAUCCAGAAAUUGAGACAGCUGUUUCGUCAUCCCCAACUGCUCUCACUCCGUCGACUACUGUGCUGUCCAUUCAAAGCCCUGGUGCAGAUAUGACGGAAAAUCCGGUGGGAGUGUUGCAGCAAGCACCAGCGACUAUAUCGUUAACCACAGGCACAGUGACCAGCUCCAGCAGCAGCAGCAGUACCAGUGUAUUUGCAAGUAUCUUUGCUCCUUCCACAACACCAGUGACAUCCCAGCCAUCCCAAUCAUCGUCCACAUUCUCCGAUCUAAUAUGCGCAAUGGGUCGCUCCGAGCGUUCCACCACCCUGCCAUCAUCUUCCACGGCAGAGCCCACCCUCCGUCUCUCCUCUUCACUAUACCUAUCCAACAGUGCCUCCUCCCUCUUUCCAACCCCUGAUCAAAACCAUCGGCACUACGCUCCAUCUCCACAGCCGGCAAUGUCGGCUACCGCAUUAUUGCAGAAGGCAGCACAAAUGGGGGCAGCAGCAUCAAACGCGUCCUUGCUUCGGGGCUUAGGAUUGGCAAUGUCACCGUCUUCGUCUGCACAGAAAGAUAGCAGCACCACCCAGUGGAGCGGGCAUGUAAAGGCAGAUAGCAAUCCGGUAGGAGCUGGGCUGGGAUUGGGGCUUCCCUCGGAGGGAGGCCCUGCUUUAACCGGGCUAAUGAUGGGUCCAUCAUCGCUAUUUGUGAACAAGCCAACCACUCUUGAUCUUCUGGGGCUGGGUAUGGUUCCUGGUGGCGCUUCCACGGCUGGACUCUCUGCCCUGCUUACUUCUAUCAGCGGUGGCGGCCUUGAUAUUGCAGCUGCCGGAUCUCCUUUGGGAGGAGCAGCAGCUGCUACUGCCGAGGCUGCACCUGAUAGAAAGCAUAACGGGCCUGCUCUCCUAUAGAAGAUCAUUUCCUGUAUUUUUAUUAUGGGUAAUUUUCUUUCCCUAUUUUUCCCUUUUUUUUUCGGGUAUUAUGCAGAUAGCCAGAUAUAGAUCUCUCCCUUUUUUUUCCCCUAGAAGUUGUUUUUGUAUUAGUUAACCUUUUAGGUGUAAGUUUAAUUUAUCAUGUGACAUGUGAAGCGGUGUACAGCAAUUUCUACAGUUGCUAGUGUUAUUAGUUACAAAAUUCAAUCCAAAAAUAUUGAGCAGUUCUUUUUG